GUCUUAUGUGUACGGCCGAGAGGAAUGAACUAUGGAAGGAAUGUGUAAGGUGGAUGGUUGAUAUGGGAGUACUCGAUCAGCGGUUAGCACCGACGAACUCAAUGCUGGAAUUUGCUACAAUGUUAAGUGCGUUCAAGUUCGGAAAGCGUCGAGAAGGGUUAUUCGACAUUCUUCGUUUCACUGUUCACAUGGUUAUCAUUUCAUUCUUUGAGAUGUUUUCCAGAGAUGGAGUCCUACUAUGUCGUCUGCUGAAUGAGUUAUCUCCGGAAUGUGUUGAAGAAAAGGAAAUCCAGCGACGUCCUCAUAUGUCAGAGUUCACCUGCCAUAAGAAUAUAUGCUUAUUCCUCGGUGCCUGCAAAACGCAUUUCCAUCUUAAACAAGAGCAGAUGUUCGAAGCUUGGGAGCUAUUUCGAUUACAAGAUUUCGCUAAAGUUCUAUCCGUGCUUUCUAUGUUAUCUUAUUCGGAAAUGGCAUUGCAGAAGAACGUUAAACCAUUUCCUUCCACAUCAAGUUUGUCGUUCUCUACCGUUCCCCCUCCCCGCCUGCAUCCUCCUCCAGAGGAAGAAGCUAUCUAUCGAAGCUUACAAGACGAUUUGGACAAAGUGGACUUAGGUGCUACUGUCUAUGACAUUUCUCCGUUAAAAAACGACGAAGAGGAACCACAGUUUAUCUAUGACCAUAUCGUUUGUCGAAAAGAUAGUCAACGAAGACAUGACGUGUGGUCAAGUUUCUCGCCAUCAUCAAAGCGGGAACACUGCAUGAAAGAGCUCCUGGAUACUGAGCAGAAUUAUGUCGAGAAGGCACUUAAUAUGAUUAUUAACAAGUUUUAUGAGCCACUUCAGAAGGUUUUUCGUGAGGCGGAUCACAAAUUAAUUUUCAUGAAUAUAAUGACCCUUUGGAACUUGCACCACUCGUUUUAUGGUGAUUUACGUCAUGCUGUGCUGAAAACCUUAGGUUUAAUUCAAUCUGGUGAAGGCCGACCGAAUUCGCUUUCAUUAGGGAACACCAUUGGAGAUGUUUUUGUUCAACACAAAGACAAAUUUAUUGCUUAUGGCCCCUACUGUAUGGGAUUGGGUGACUCGAGGGCUCGCAUUCUCGAACUUGAAAAAAGUGAUCCGGUCGCUAAAGCAAAAAUAUACGAGUGUACCUCGUCCGUAAACGACAACCAGUUCAAGUUACAAGACUUAUUGUGUUUGCCUAUGCAGCGUGUGUUGAAGUACCAUAUAUUGUUAUUGGAAUUGAUUAAAACGACCUCAUUCGACUCUCCCGACAGAAAGUCUCUCGAGUUAGCUAAAGAAGCAAUGGAUGACGUAAACUCAUACGUUAACGAGAUGAAGCGUGAUAACGAAACGAAACAGCUAAUUGUGGAGGUCCAGAACAGUAUCACGGAAUUAACGAUGCCGGAAGAUGUCACUCUCAUGGACUACGGCAGAUUGAAUGCUGACGGGGAAGUGCGGCUCGCUGAGUCGACGAAUCAACAAUUUGGGAAGAUGAAACAACGUCAUGUGUUUAUCUUUGACAAAGUUUUGAUUAUUUGCAAAGCUAAUAGAGUAGGGCCCAAACAAAUGGGUAGUAUUGUUGAUUUCCAGAACAAUACGUAUACCUACAAAUCUGCAUAUAUUAUCUCUGAACUUCAUCCUACUCUUGACAAUCCAAUGCCUGAUGUAAAGAUGGGAACAAUAUCUCGGUGGUUGAGAUGUUUUAGCAAGAUUGCCUCUACUAAUCAGUAUCUACUGUUUUUGGUACGAGAAGAACGUGCUUGCACUCAAGAUUCAGUAAGGUAUUUAGCACUAGCGUUCAAAGUGCUUCAACAGCGGGAAAAGUGGCUCCAUCACUUUGAGCUAGCUCGGGGUAAUGUCUUGCCAGAGCAAGUGGACGGUACGGGUCACAAGGUACACUACAAAAGCUUCAAUGUGGACGUACCGUAUAAAUGUGGAGUUUGCGAAAAAUUCCUCAAGGGCCUUUUCUUUCAAGGUUAUAAGUGUGAAAAUUGUGGAGGUUUAUUACAUAAAGGAUGUAUAGCAUUACGUCCGUGUGCUGGUCGACGUCAGACGACAUCAGUUUCCCACAGCAACUUGUCUACUAACGGGAUGCAGUGGAGGCAAAGUUGUCAUGGUCUAUCUCAUGGAGAUCAAGUUGUUGCUUUAUCACGGUACUCCGCAAACGACGCAGGAUUUCUGCAAUUCGAAAAAGAUGACAUCAUUGAGAUAGUUCAGAAUCACGGAAACGGGACCUUUUUGGGCUGCCUUUUGACUGGGAGACAGAAUAUUGGCUUGGUACAUAGUGAGCAUGUUCGCCGAGUUCGGGCGAACUCUGUGCAAGGUGUGAACUCUUCUCGAGAUAGUCCCAAUGCAUUUAGUAUUGAUCGUAAAGAGUCUACGGUUCUGCCAAGACGAAUGCUCGCUAAUGGAAUGACUCCGACUCCUCAACAAGACUAUGUGAACACCGAAGUUAGCCUCCAGCCGUGGUAUAUGGGUGAAUUAGAGCGUGCAGAUUCUGAAGCAAAACUGAAAGGGACACCAAAUGGAACGUUCCUCGUACGAUACAGCAAGAAUCGGCAAAGUUACGAGCUCGUGAACUACUACAGGGAAAACAACCUUUGCGAAAGCUUUAACUCGCUGAAUACGACUCUGAAAAAUGCGUACAGAACAUGCAAGUUGUACCGUGUAAUCCAUGACUUCGAUGCCACUGAGCCGAAAUUCUUAACGUUGCGUAAAGGUGACCGUUUGACGCUUGUAGACGUUAUAGGUGAAGAUCGGGGAUGGUGGAAAGGACAGAUAGCUGAUAGGGUUGGUUUCUUUCCGCUGAGCUAUGUUGAGCCUUGGAAAGAGUGA
Molecule: messenger RNA, 2834 nt
Organism: Angiostrongylus costaricensis
Lineage: Eukaryota; Metazoa; Nematoda; Chromadorea; Rhabditida; Metastrongylidae
Source: the annotation of a GenBank genome assembly